AUGAGGAUCGCGGCCUAUAUCUGCGCUUUCGGGGCCGUCCUUCUGGCUGCCCAAGCAGCCCAAGCCGCGCACGCCGCCAGCGCCCAGCAGGCCUCCUUCCCCACCUUUCUGGCAGCCCUGGGCGCCACCCCCAACACGAAUUAUGGGAAGCAGAUAGUGGAGAGCCUCAGGCUGCAGACAACCCUCAGCAACCCCAAGCUGGCUCUCACCAUCUUCAUGCCGGAGGACAAGUACUUUGACGCCCUGGCCGCCAAGCUCAACGUGAAGCCCACCGCCAUGAGCAAGAACACCGGCCUCAUGAGGCAGGCGCGUGGCCGGAACAGCAACGGGGAUGCCAUUAGCGGCGGGCUUGCCGCGAGGGGCGUGCUGCUCUACCACUUUGUGACGGGCCCCACCGGCGUGCGCAAGGUGCUGCCCACCUCUGCCCUCCAGGCGGGCCAGCGCCUGGACACCAUGUACCAGAGCUCCACCACCAGGAAGCCCUACCAGCUGGCGGUCAACGCGGUCAACGGCAAGCUGCAGAUCAAGUCUGUCGGCACCACCGCCUACAUCGUGAAGCCCAACAUCAGGGCCGGCGCUGGCCUGGUGCACAUGAUCAACAACGUCCUGGUGCCCAUGAACCUCAACAACAUCCCCCGCUUCUAA
Molecule: messenger RNA, 645 nt
Organism: Monoraphidium neglectum
Lineage: Eukaryota; Viridiplantae; Chlorophyta; Chlorophyceae; Sphaeropleales; Selenastraceae
Exons: 6
Coding region: 1-645 (214 amino acids)
Source: RefSeq, a predicted model, not a curated record